UCGACGAAUAAUUGUUUUUUUACCAUGUACCGUCGUUGUGCACUUUUACUUUCGGUGACUAUUUAUGUCUCUGGAAACUACCAUCCUUUAUCGGAGGAAUAUAUCGCCAAUAUCAACCGCAAACAAUCAACGUGGACGGCAGGGGUAAAUUUCGACCUUUCCGAUUGGGACAGGGUCAAAAAUUUAGCGUCCAGCGUUCGCCAUAUUCCCCACUCGAUACUCGUCAAAUACAAAAGAAAUCUAAAAGACGACGAUCCAAACGCAACUAUACCGGAAUAUUUCGACUCCAGCGAAGUUUGGCCCGGAUGCGAAACAAUCGGUCAGAUCAGAGAUCAGUCGAGCUGCAAUGCGGGCUGGGCUUUCGCGGCUGUGGAAACUAUGUCCGAUAGAAUUUGCAUAUUCUCCAAUCAAACCAAGCAAGUGUACGUGUCGGCUCAAGAUUUGACGACCUGUUGUACUGAAUGCGGAGAUUGCCAAGGCGGGUUUGCCAUUCUGGCGUGGACUUAUUGGGAAGACAGUGGCAUCGUUACCGGUGGCCUUUAUAAUCGCACUGAUCAGGGGUGUAAGUCGUAUUUCUUACCGGAGUGCGAUCAGUAUUCGGAGAAUUGUACAGAUUACGUCGCCACCCCUUCGUGCUCCAAAAAUUGCGACGACGCGGGCGUGAAUUACGAGGACUCGCUUACAUUUGGAACGGAUAUUUACUAUUUGGAGUCGGCGCGCCAGGUUCAACUGGAAAUGCUGCAAAAGGGACCGGUCGAAGCUCAGUUUACAGUUUAUGAAGAUUUUGUCAGCUACCGAAGCGGAAUUUAUCAACCGACAACCGAAAACGCCAUUGGAAGUCACGCAGCAAAAAUCGUUGGCUGGGGUGUGGAAGAUGGAGUGAAAUUCUGGAAAGUCGCAAAUUCCUGGAACAGAAAUUGGGGGGAAAAUGGAUACUUCCGCAUAAUACGUGGCGUAAACAGUUGCGGUAUUGAAAGCGCUGUACUUUGCGCAUCGCCUGUAUAGAUAAUUGUGUAAAUAAACGCCUGUAUAGAUAAUUGUGAAAAUAAACGCAUC
This is a messenger RNA of Cylas formicarius (sweet potato weevil), 1056 nucleotides long. RefSeq names its product cathepsin B-like. Gene Ontology annotation, cellular component: lysosome. The transcript has 4 exons. The record is from RefSeq and is a predicted model, not a curated record. Bases 25 to 1005 code for a protein of 326 amino acids. Lineage: Eukaryota; Metazoa; Arthropoda; Insecta; Coleoptera; Brentidae. Gene Ontology annotation, molecular function: cysteine-type endopeptidase activity.